GCGGAGGGACUAAAACCCGACAAAUAUACCUAUAACGCUGUCAUUGGAUCGUGUGCAAAAGGGGGACUAUAUGAGCAAGCCGUUCGUCUCAUUCGCGACAUGCAAAAUGAAGGAAUAGAACCAGACGAAGUCACAUACAAUGCAGUCAUAGGAUCGUUUGCCAAAGUAUUCAUUGUGCGGGAAACACUACCUCAUGUUGAGUGUCGGGCAGGGAAGGGUUUGCAACCUGACGUUCUCACCUACAAUGCAUUGAUAACAGCAUUGGCCAACGGAGGGGAAACAGACCGAGCUCUACAGGCAAGUACUCACGUCUUCACAACAUUCUGA
Messenger RNA from Guillardia theta CCMP2712, 327 nucleotides. RefSeq lists its product as hypothetical. NCBI's taxonomy places the organism in Eukaryota, Cryptophyceae, Pyrenomonadales, Geminigeraceae. Gene Ontology annotation, molecular function: protein binding. The annotation marks the transcript as partial. The record is from RefSeq and is a predicted model, not a curated record. The transcript is spliced from 3 exons.